Molecule: messenger RNA, 1179 nt
Organism: Effrenium voratum
Lineage: Eukaryota; Dinophyceae; Suessiales; Symbiodiniaceae
Source: the annotation of a GenBank genome assembly
AUGAGCUUUGCAGUUUGCAAGGCUCUUCGCUCGCGAGCUGCAGCUGUUUGUUCGCCUCGUUGCUUCAGCGGUGUCACUUCCAUUGCGAAGCUGCAACGCCGCUGGGAUCGCCUGGAGGGUCUGCUGCAGCGAGUUGAGAGGCCUCGACUGGAGAGCAUCGAGUUUGAGGGGGCACGAUAUCAGCUGCCCGUGCCAGCCAUGCCAACGCCUGCCGAGAGACCCAGCGAGGCGGAGCUUGCGUAUUGGGGCGGCCUUUUCGAUGGCGACGGCUGUGUGACAAUGACUCGCAAAACAGGUCGAAUUAGGCUGACGCUUGGCCAAUCUGUCCGUGGUGUUGAUUUGUUGAUGCGCCUGCGGCUUGCUUUUGGCGGCGGUGUCUACCGAUCAAUGGAUGGGACUGGCUAUCAAUACCCAAGUGUGUGUUGGCAGAUUUGUGGGACUGGCAUGAAGCAAGCAGCGGCCUGGCUGGCAACGUCCUCUGUGAUGAAGCGGGACCAACUUCACAUUGCUUCUGAGGGUAAUGUAGAACAGCAACAAAGACAGCAGGUGGCCGAUUUGCUGAGCCGAAUGAAGCAGAAGGACUUUGUGCCACAACAUGUAGAUAUGUCUUGGCCAUAUUUUGCUGGGUUUUUCGACGCUGAGGGCUGCAUCCAGGUGCCUUCAUCGUGGGUAUCGGUGUCACUGUCGAUAGGCCAGUCAAACCCGCAUGUGUUGCAUUCGUUGAAGGAUUUUUUGCUGGCCCAGUCCAUGUCAAAGUGGCACAUUCACACAAGCAGAGGUUCAUCCCGCCUUGGCUGCACCGACUUCAAGGAUAGCAAGCUCGCGUUGGAACAGUUGAUUGCAAAUGGCCUUCAGCGCAAACUUCCUCAAGCCCAAUUGGCCCUUGGCCUCUCGCCAGAGAGUCACAGCGCCGUGCGCAAAGAAUUGUUCCAGCUUACAGGUCAACAAUCGAGAUAUCGGCGCGUUGGGAGUGAAGUAGCUGAUUUGGCGAAACAAAUUCACUGUUUAAGAAAUCAACUGAGACGCUGUACUUUUGAUGACAAGGCAGAGGCUUUGAUGCGGGAGCUUGCGGGGCGCACUUCUGAGCGUGAAACUCGGCAGCUUGCGUACAAAUGUCGGAUGGUGAGCGCUGAUCUCCGCCGACUGUUGUUUGAGGGAGCGCGGUUGCGGCCCUUGUAA